AUGGAAUUCUACCCUGCAGAAAGCAUUAUCCAGGUUGACCAAACUGAUGAAUGGUCAAUGGAAUUCCCACUCCUUACAUGUGGAAACAGGUCGGGAUCUGGCCUUACGCCUUCUGAAAGCAACUGGGCAGCAUUCACUACUGAGUUGCAAAAUACGGACUCUCCACCUAUCGAGUACGGUAGCGUUGAUAUGGCAAAGGAGGUUUUGCAUGAUCCUUACAUACCAUUCAAUGCGCAGUUUGGAGAACCAUUAAAGCCCGUUAUCGAAGGUUGCGUCAUGAUGGACACCUCACAGCAGUUAAAGCCGAAGCUUUUACUUCGGUCUCUUACUCCUAUGGCUAAUUCGGAACCUUCAUCCGCGCCUUCUAUAAGAUCGAAGCCAGUUCCGAAGCAGCUAUUAUCACAAGACACUUCCGUACAGCAUAGGCGCCGAUCUACACACUCCGGUAAUAAAGAUGAUCCAACAAUCCACAUUCUGCGGAAAAUAAGGCACAAUCAAGUUGAAAAGCGCUACCGAGCAGAUCUAGAUGCUAGAUUCAAGCAACUCGAUGAUGCCACCAGACAAGGAACUGCAGCUGCAGGUUCUGAUGCUAAGUCUGCGAAGGGCAGGAGACCGGGUAGGAAGGCAUCGAUUCUACAGAAUGCAUCUGAUCGUAUUGUCAGUCUUCAGACUAAGCUCAAAACAUUGCAGACGGAGAUAGAAGGUUUGUGA
Messenger RNA from Aspergillus pseudonomiae, 711 nucleotides. RefSeq lists its product as uncharacterized. Gene Ontology annotation, molecular function: protein dimerization activity. The coding region runs from base 1 to 711 and encodes 236 amino acids. The transcript has 2 exons. The record is from RefSeq and is a predicted model, not a curated record. Lineage: Eukaryota; Fungi; Ascomycota; Eurotiomycetes; Eurotiales; Aspergillaceae.